This is a messenger RNA of Habropoda laboriosa, 774 nucleotides long. RefSeq lists its product as uncharacterized. The record is from RefSeq and is a predicted model, not a curated record. Bases 169 to 774 code for a protein of 201 amino acids. The transcript is spliced from 4 exons. Lineage: Eukaryota; Metazoa; Arthropoda; Insecta; Hymenoptera; Apidae.
UGAAUUUAACAAAUAUAUUGUAACAAAUUUGUAGAUUUCAGUUUAUUUUUAAAUUUUUCUUCAACUUACAUAUCGUGUAUAUUUACGAGAUAAGCUACUUCUAAUGGAUUAAGAAGAAGCAUAAACUUUGCCUUUUAACAUCUAAAUAAUCGAAGCACAACGAAAAGCAUGGAAGAUAUCAAUGCUAAAAGAGACGCCAGGAAAAGACGAAUUUUGGAAAACUCGGAGAAACGUUUAUUAAAAAUCACUGGUAAAAAUGGCAGUAAUGAAUUAGAAGCUCAUACUACACAUUUAGGUUUGUCUAGUCAACUAUUCGUUGCUACUGAUGUACAAAGAGAAACUUUAAAUCAGAAUGUAAAUGGUAAAAUAUCAGGUAUCAAUGCCAUUUCUAGUCAGGCAAAACAUUCACCACCGAUAUCACUAACAAAUCGUGUAAAUUACAUAAUAUUGGCUAUUAUCGUCAAUAUACUAUUCAUGUUACAAUUGGAUCAUUUAUUUGGAAAGACAAUCACAAUACCAUACUUUCCAAUAAUGUUGGGACGCCUAUAUAAUUGUAUAAAUACACGAGAAAUGCACGAGAAUAAUUUUCUGUAUGCUGUUUUGAUCUUAUGCAAUAUUAAACCCCAAUUAAUUUAUCAAUUCAGAAAAUUAGUAACAGUAAUUCAUAUGAUACUUGGAGAUUUAGCUUUGUACAUUUUCAGUUUUACGCUAAUACAUUAUGGGCUUUUCUAUUGUCUGCACAAUACGGACAUUCGGAAAACUUUAAACAUAUAA